AUGAAGAAAUUCGAUAAUUAUGAAUCGUUUUUGAAACUAACAAAUAGAAUGUCUGAGAAUUCUACUCCUAUUGGAAAUAUAAGUUAAGUAUUAAUUUAAGAUAAAUUUAAAAGUAAAAGCCAUUAUAUCAUCCAACUGUCUUGAAUGGGUUGAGGAAUAAGAAUACAUAAUCCUAUAAAACUCUUUGUUCUCCUUCAAAGGUGUUUGAUCAUUCUGAUACACCAGAUAAUACAUAUAACUAUAAAAAUAAGUAUGAAGCAAGUGAAAGGAAAAGAUAAAUUGAGGCAAACUCAUAAAGAACUAUUAAUCCAAGUCUUGAAAAAAUGAAUUCACCUCAAUAAUCAAGGAUACAACAAAGUAUUCGUUACAAUGUAAAUUCAGAGAGUAUUUACAAAGAACCUAAACGUUAAGUAAAGUAACGAAUAUUUAUUAUAAAUAGAGCUUGUACAUAAAAAUCUUAGGAUUUUAAUCAUAGAAUUAAUUUACCUAUUAGUAAAGUAAAGAAUUAUUUAUAAUUUUAGAUGUAAGUAAAUGAAGGUAAUGAAGAAUGUGGAAUCUCUCGAACUCAUAAAAAAUCAUAAUCUAUUAGGACUUUUGUAGAUCAAUAGAAUUCUCCUAUAUAAAAUGAUUGUAAAAGAAACAAAACUAUUUAGGUUUUUAAAUUUAUACUGAUAGAGCAAAAACAACACAUUAUGAUGAAAGUUUUCGUCAUUUAUUAACAAGUUAUUAAAAAGCAAAUGUAAUUAAAAAUGAUGGUAAAAAAAAAUAUCCUUAAAGUCUAUAAAUUUAUGAAUAAACUAAAAUAGUUGAGUAAUAAGCUUUAAAACCAUAUAAUAGAGUUCUUUAAUAAAGUGAUAAUGAACAAAAUGUAAUUAUUUGUAAUUUAAAAUUAAGAUAAAAUAAAAUAAAAAAGGUUAAGGAGAUCAGUUCUAUAAUCAAUAGAAAUCAACUUUUAAGAUAUAUUGA
Molecule: messenger RNA, 966 nt
Organism: Paramecium sonneborni
Lineage: Eukaryota; Ciliophora; Oligohymenophorea; Peniculida; Parameciidae
Source: the annotation of a GenBank genome assembly